Molecule: messenger RNA, 4070 nt
Organism: Octodon degus (degu)
Lineage: Eukaryota; Metazoa; Chordata; Mammalia; Rodentia; Octodontidae
Gene: Dpp10
Product: dipeptidyl peptidase like 10
Exons: 26
Coding region: 169-2571 (800 amino acids)
Biological process (GO): proteolysis
Molecular function (GO): dipeptidyl-peptidase activity; serine-type peptidase activity
Source: RefSeq, a predicted model, not a curated record
CAGCCGCUGCGCUCUCCGCCGCUCCCGGCGCUCCCCUCCCCCACGCUCCGCCGCGGUCCCUUCCGCCCACUCGGAGCGCGGCGGGCGCCCGUGACAUGCUGCCGCCGCCGAGGGACGGUCCCCGCGUCUGAAGUGCCCGCGAGGAAGUGAGCUGGGCCGGCGCCGGCGAUGACAGCCAUGAAGCAGGAGCAGCAGCCCACGCCGGCGGCCAGGGCGAGCCCGGCGCAGCCCGCCGACCAGGAACUGGGAAGUAACAGCCCUCCACAGAGAAACUGGAAGGGAAUUGCGAUUGCCCUGCUGGUGAUUGUAGUCGUGUGCUCACUCAUCACUAUGUCAGUCAUCCUCCUAACACCAGAUGAACUCACAAAUUCAUCAGAAACCCAGCUGUCUUUAGAAGAUCUCUUCAGGAAAGACUUUAUCCUCCAUAAUCCAGAAGCUCGAUGGAUCAAUGAUACAGAUGUGGUGUAUAAAAGUGAGAAUGGACAUGUCAUUAAACUGAAUACAGAAACAAACGCUACCACAUUAUUAUUGGAAAACACAACUUUUGUAACCUUCAAGGCAUCAAGGUACUCAGUAUCACCGGAUCUAAAAUACGUCCUUCUGGCAUAUGAUGUAAAACAGAUUUUUCAUUAUUCAUAUACAGCUUCAUAUGUGAUUUACAACAUACACACGAGGGAAGUUUGGGAGUUAAAUCCUCCAGAAGUAGAGGACUCCGUUCUGCAGUACGCAGCCUGGGGUGUCCAGGGGCAGCAGCUGAUUUAUAUUUUUGAAAAUAAUAUCUACUAUCGGCCUGAUAUAAAGAGCAGUUCGUUGCGACUGACAUCUUCUGGAAAAGAAGGAAUUAUUUUUAAUGGAAUUGCUGACUGGUUAUAUGAAGAAGAAAUUCUGCAUUCUCACAUCGCCCACUGGUGGUCACCAGAUGGAGAAAGGCUCGCCUUCCUGAUGAUAAAUGACUCGUUGGUGCCUAACAUGGUUGUCCCUCGCUUUACUGGAGCAUUAUACCCCAAAGCAAAGCAGUACCCAUAUCCUAAGGCAGGUCAAGUGAACCCAACAAUAAAAUUAUAUGUUGUAAACCUAUAUGGACCAACUCACACUUUGGAACUUAUGCCACCUGACAGCUUUAAAUCAAGAGAAUAUUAUAUAACAAUGGUUAAGUGGGUAAGCAACACCAAGACCGUGGUGAGAUGGUUAAACCGGCCCCAGAACAUCUCCAUCCUCACCGUGUGUGAGACCACAACUGGAGCUUGCAGUAGAAAAUAUGAGAUGACAUCAGACACCUGGCUUUCUAAACAGAAUGAGGAGCCUGUGUUUUCUAGAGAUGGCAGCAAGUUCUUCAUGACUGUUCCUGUCAAGCAAGGGGGCCGAGGAGAAUUCCAUCACAUUGCUAUGUUCUUUGUUCAGAGUAAAAGUGAGCAAAUUACUGUGCGACAUCUGACAUCUGGAAACUGGGAGGUGAUAAGGAUCUUGGCGUAUGAUGAAACUACUCAGAAAAUUUACUUUCUGAGCACCGAAUCAUCUCCCAGAGGCAGGCAGCUAUACAGUGCUUCUACUGAAGAGUCACUGAAUCGCCAAUGCAUUUCAUGUAACGUUAUGAAAGAACAAUGUACAUAUUUUGAUGCCAAUUUUAGUCCCAUGAAUCAACAUUUUCUAUUAUUCUGUGAAGGUCCCAGGGUCCCAGUGGUCAGCCUGCACAAUACAGACAACCCAGCAAAUUAUUUUAUAUUGGAAAGCAAUUCUAUAUUGAAGCAAGCUCUCCAAAAGAAGAAGACAGUAAAGUCAGAAAUUAAAAUUGUUCAUAUCGAUGAAUAUGAACUUCCUUUACAGUUGUCCUUGCCCAAAGAUUUUAUGGAACGGAACCAGUAUGCUCUUCUAUUAAUAAUGGACGAAGAACCGGGAGGCCAGCUGGUUUCAGAGAAGUUCCAUAUUGACUGGGAUUCAGUGCUUGUUGACACGGAUAAUGUUAUUGUAGCAAGAUUUGAUGGCAGAGGAAGUGGAUUCCAGGGCCUAAAAAUUUUACAGGAAAUUCACCGAAGCUUAGGUUCAGUAGAAGCAAAGGAUCAAAUAGCAGCUGUGAAAUUUUUACUGAAACUGCCAUAUAUUGACUCCAAAAGAUUAAGCAUUUUUGGAAAGGGAUAUGGUGGAUACAUUGCAUCAAUGAUCUUAAAAUCAGACGAAAAGUUUUUUAAAUGUGGAUCAGUAGUUGCCCCCAUCACAGACAUGAAGCUCUAUGCCUCUGCUUUUUCUGAAAGAUAUCUUGGUAUGCCAUCGAAGGAAGAAAGCACUUACCAGGCAUCCAGUGUGCUGCAUAAUAUACAUGGCUUAAAAGAAGAAAAUAUAUUAAUAAUUCAUGGAACUGCUGACACAAAAGUUCAUUUCCAGCAUUCAGCAGAAUUAAUCAAACAUCUAAUAAAAGCCGGAGUAAAUUAUACCAUGCAGGUCUACCCAGAUGAAGGUCAUAAUGUGUCCGAGAAGAGCAAGUAUCAUCUCUACCGCACAAUCCUCAGAUUCUUCAGCGAUUGUUUAAAGGAAGAAAUCUCUGCGUUACCACAGGAACCAGAAGAAGAUGAAUAAUGAACCCUAUUUAUACAGAACUGAGAGGAUACCAAGGCUCAAUGAAGUGUCACCAAGACUGUCACAUCCUGGAUGCUCCAGAUUGCAAGGGCCACUUAAGGAGGUGGCACUGGAACAGCACACUCAGAGACAAUGAACUAGAAUUUGAAGAGGGGUGUCCGAGUCUACUGUGCUGCAGAACCUGUUUCGUUGUAAAAGGAAGGUCAAAGGGAGAUUUCAGGGGAGAAAUUAGUUUCACAUUAAAGUAGGAGUAGUGCAUGUUUUCUUCCGUUACCCCCAUUUGUUCUGUAACUAGUUCCUCUCAUUUUAAUUUCACUGGCCACCGUCAUCUUUGCAUAUAAUGCACAAUUCAUCGUCAGUAAUCCAGUCCCUGAUCUUUGAUGGCUGAGCUGCAUUCUAACACUACUGUACCUUUACAAUAAGUGCAAUUCUUUCAUUGUCUAUUAUCAUGCUUAAGAAACUAUUCAGUUAAUAAAAAACAGUAUUUUAUGUAAUUUCUGUUUUUAAAAAGGUAUUAUUGAGUCAACGGACUUGUAGAAAUAUGGAUUUCAGCACCUUCCAAAGUUCAGCCAGUUAUCAGUAGAUGCGAAGUCUUUAAGCCAACACACAAGUGUAUGUCUACAAGAUUAUAUAUAUAUAUACAUAUAUGCACGUGUGCAUAUACAGUCAGUGAUUCUAUCUUUAUAUGUUAUUCAUGGUAUAAAGGGUAAACUUUUGAUGAAUUAGAAAAGAUGUUGUUUUACAGAUUAUAAUGGAUGCUUUGUUUAAUGAGCCAAAUAUGAUGAAACCUUUUUUUCUGAUUCAAAUCCUAGCUGUUGCUUUCGUAUAAAUGCUUGGGUUGUGUUUGGUAUUGUUUUUAGUGGUUAAUCGUUUUCUAGUUGCAAUUUAAUUUUUGAAUAUGAUACUUGUCACAUGUAAAUUAGAUACUCAAAUAUUAAAUUAUAGUUUCGAUAAAGAAAUUUUAUUAACAAUACAAAGCCACUGAGUGCUAUUUUGCUCAUUUGAUGAAGGCUUUUUUUUAAAAAGGAGGAAAAAAAAAACCUUGGGACUUACUUUCAUCUCUCAGUGCAUAAUCACCUCUAAUUUUCAUUGUAAUUGCAAGAUCUGGAUUAUUUCACUUCCCAGUUUCUGUUCGAGGCCUGCCCAAUUUGUUGUUCCUUGUUGACUUAAAUAUUUCUGGUGAGAACUGUUUUUUAUUAAUUGUCCCAAAGGUUUACAGACAGGAGCAUUUGCUAUUUAAUUUGAAUGAAAUUCAUAUACAGAAUUCAUCAGUACCUGCACAGUGUUGAUUUGCAGUAAUAACUGAACAGAGUAGAAUAAAUUCUACAGCACUGAGUCAGUAUAAGCCACGAGAAUAUCCACUAGAUGCCGAAAAUGAGAGUGUCUUUGUACAUCAUGUAGGGACUAUCAGGAAGAUGUCCAAAAGUUUAGAACGAAGAUUGAAUUUCAGAAAUAGCUAUGUGAUAUAGUGUGUUUUCACGGUUUAAAAAAAAUAGUUU